Molecule: messenger RNA, 480 nt
Organism: Dentiscutata heterogama
Lineage: Eukaryota; Fungi; Glomeromycota; Glomeromycetes; Diversisporales; Gigasporaceae
Source: the annotation of a GenBank genome assembly
GAGCAGGAUGUCCUAACGCAGACUUUUACUUAUCGAGAUAUUCAUUCAGCAUCCGUGGCACUUUCUGAAUUUGAAAAUUUAUUUUCAAAAUGCGUAUUUUAUCUUUCGCGCGAGGUUCCGAGACAUUCCUUAGAAUUUAUCAUUCGUGCAUUUGGUGGUCAGGUCGGAUGGGAUGCCACACUUGGUGUAGGAUCGCCGUUCACAGAGAGUGAUGAUCGGAUUACCCAUCAUAUUAUUGACCGUCCGAUAAUAAAAAAUCAAUUUUUAACACGUGCCUACGUUCAGCCACAGUGGGUUUAUGAUUGUAUUAAUGCCAGAAUGUUGCUGAAAACCAAACAGUAUCGGCCAGGUAAUGAAUUGCCACCACAUAUGUCACCCUUCGUUGAACACAAAGAAGGUGACUAUGAACCUGAAAUGAAAAAUGAUUUUGAAGAAAUGGCUGAAAAGACAAAUGCACGAUCAAAAGAGCAACAUGAUCAA